Molecule: messenger RNA, 739 nt
Organism: Prunus avium (sweet cherry)
Lineage: Eukaryota; Viridiplantae; Streptophyta; Magnoliopsida; Rosales; Rosaceae
Gene: CWLP
Product: cell wall-plasma membrane linker protein
Source: RefSeq, a predicted model, not a curated record
UUGUACAACCUCCACCAUAUGUCCCCAAACCACCACCAUCACCACCUGUUGUACCACCAAGCCCACCAACACCAACACCUACCCCAGUUGUACCACCAAGCCCACCAACACCAACACCUACCCCAGUUGUACCAGUUAAGCCUCCUCCACCCACUGAGACACCAUGCCCUCCUCCACCACCACCAGUGCCAACCCCAUCACCACCACCAAAGGACACGUGUCCCAUCGACACUAUCAAGUUGGGAGGUUGUGUGGAUGUGUUGGGUGGCCUCAUUCACAUUGGAAUUGGCAGCAGUGCCAAGGAUGCAUGCUGUCCAGUGCUUCAAGGGCUGGUGGACUUGGAUGCUGCCAUUUGCCUUUGCACCACCAUCAAGCUUAAGCUUCUCAACAUCAACAUCAUCCUCCCCAUCGCUCUUCAGGUUCUGAUUGACUGUGGGAAAACUCCACCCUCUGGAUUCCAGUGCCCUGCAUAGUUGAAGUUGAUCAUCAUCACAGCACAGUCCUAAAUUUCCCAAUUCACUGUGGUUUAAUUAAUUAGCAUAAUAUGUGUCAGCUAAUAAUUAAUAGCAUGUGAAAGCUUGGAAGUAAAAACUACUUCUUGAGGGAUCAAUUUCUGUCGUAAUUUGUUGUUUUGUUUUUGUUUAUCUGAUAGUGUAUCAGAUCGAUAUACGUACUGUGGUAAUAUUAAUUAUUAAGUCAUGUUAAUUUUGAUGAAAUUAAUGUGAAUGUUUUGCUCUAU